Molecule: messenger RNA, 2527 nt
Organism: Daucus carota subsp. sativus
Lineage: Eukaryota; Viridiplantae; Streptophyta; Magnoliopsida; Apiales; Apiaceae
Product: mitogen-activated protein kinase kinase kinase NPK1
Exons: 18
Coding region: 138-2210 (690 amino acids)
Biological process (GO): protein phosphorylation
Molecular function (GO): ATP binding; protein kinase activity
Source: RefSeq, a predicted model, not a curated record
UCCGACCCCACAUACUUUUCCCUCUCCUCUCUCUCAUCUCUCUAACCAAACUCAAACUCCCCAGAACAUGAAAAACACAACAAAACCCUAAUCUCUCUCUCUCUCUCUCCACAUAAAUACUUCAUUUCCCAAUUAGUAUGCAAGACUUCAUAGGCUCAGUUCGCCGUUCUUUAGUCUUCACAUCGUCUGGUGGCGGCGAAGAACCCAACACUUUAGGCGGGCUUGUUGGGAAAAUUGGAUCUAGUAUUAGAAGAUCAAGAAUUGGGCUUUUCCCCAGACCCAUGCCUCCUGCACUGCCUCCGAUUGUGAAAGCUAAAAGGGAUGAUGAGUCUUCGAUUCGAUGGCGGAAAGGGGAGUUGAUUGGGUCUGGGGCUUUUGGGCAAGUUUACAUGGGGAUGAAUCUUGAUUCCGGGGAGUUGUUGGCUGUCAAACAGGUUUCGAUUGCUGCCAAUUCGGCUUCUAAGGAGAAAACUCAGGCUCAUGUCCGGGAACUUGAGGAUGAAGUUAAGCUGUUAAAGAAUCUCUCUCACCCAAACAUCGUUAGAUACUUGGGGACUGCUAGAGAAGAGCAUUCACUUAAUAUUUUGUUAGAGUUUGUUCCAGGAGGAUCAAUAUCAUCACUCCUAGGGAAGUUUGGGUCUUUUCCCGAGUCUGUUCUGAGAAUGUAUACAAAACAGUUGUUAUUGGGACUGGAAUACCUUCACAAAAAUGGUAUAAUGCACCGAGACAUCAAGGGGGCAAAUAUCCUUGUUGAUAAUAAAGGGUGCAUCAAACUUGCGGAUUUUGGUGCAUCUAAGAAAGUUGUUGAGCUGGCUACAAUGACCGGUGCCAAAUCGAUGAAGGGUACCCCAUACUGGAUGGCUCCUGAAGUUAUACUCCAAACUGGACACAGCUUCUCUGCCGACAUAUGGAGUGUUGGAUGUACCGUUAUUGAGAUGGCUACUGGCAAACCUCCUUGGAGUCAGCAGUAUCAAGAGGUUGCUGCUCUCUUCCAUAUAGGGACAACAAAAUCUCACCCACCUAUCCCGGAUCAUCUCUCGGCCGAGGCUAAGGAUUUUUUGUUAAAAUGUUUACACAAGGAGCCAGAUUGGAGGCCUACUGCAUCAGACUUGCUACAGCAUCCUUUUGUUACUGGAGAAUAUCAGGAAUCCCUUCCUGUGAAUCGCACUUCAGUUAUACGGGACCAUUCUGGAAAGCAUAUGGAUGUAUCUAAAGCAAAGCUUAAAAAUUCCAUAAACCCUGGGAAUAGACUAUCUGGAAUAGGUUCCAGUGAUAUGGGUAAUGUGAGGUGCUCUACUGUAUAUCCUGAAAAUUUGUUAGGAGAUGCACCCAACUGGGGAUCUAGCAAUUACGAUGACGAUAUGUGUCAAUUAGAUGAUGAAGAAGAUUUCUUUAGUGAUGCAUUAAUAAAGCGUAGUUCAACAUCCCUUUCUGCUGAUGUAAACAAGAGUUUUAACCCAAUGAGUGAACCUAAUGAUGAUUGGCAAUGUAAGUUUGAUGAUAGUCCAGUAUUGGAGAAAAAUGCCACGAAUAUAUUACCAAGUGAAACUACCAAUAAGCAUUCUGUAAGAUUUGGGUCAUAUGGUAAUGGGGAUGACUUUACAUUUCCAAGCGGCACAUUAACAACAGAUGAUGAGGAUGAAGUUACCGAGUCAAAAAUUAUAGCCUUCCUUGAUGAAAAGGCUUUAGUUUUGAAAAAGCUGCAGUCACCCCUAUACGAAGAAUUUUACAACUCACUGAAUCCAAUGUGUUCUAUUAGUGCUGUUCGGACUGAAAAUAAAGAAAAUUUAGCUUAUAACUGUAACUUACCUCCGAAAAGCAGGUCACCCAAUCGGGCACCCAGCAGAAGAUUCUCUGCUGCUGUUGAUGUUGCCUAUACUGCUAGCCCCGAGAAUCGCUCCAAGCAUGUAUCAGUUGGUAGUUCAAGUCAUCAAGCUGUGCAGGAACCAAAAUCACCUCCAUAUGAGGAAAUGAAGGUGGAUCCUAAUCAAGAGCCAGUCAGUCUAAGCGCAAGCUUCUCUGAGAGGCAAAGAAAAUGGAAAGAAGAGCUUAAUGAAGAGCUUGAAAGGAAACGAGAAAUGAUGCGGCAGGCAGGUGUGGCAACUACAUCAUCUCCAAAGGAUCGUAUUUUUAGCAGGCAAAAAGAUCGAUUCAGAUAUGACCCAUCAGGCAGGUCAAGGGAAAUGCAUCCCCAAGGAUUCAAAUUAUAAUGACCGCGCAAGCACAUAUUCACAUACUAAUGCGGCUGUAUCAUAUAUAUGGUAAUCUUUACAGGAAUGUUUGAUUUUCCCGGAUGAUGAUGAUGUAUUUAGCUCUGUGUUUUGGCGAACACAGAAGUUAUGUAAUAUGGCUCCUCCAUAGCCAAAUUCAUUAAAAGGAUUUAAGGUGGGCAACCACUAUUUGUGUUAAUUGUGUGGUUGGUCUGCAAGUAUUGUAUAAACUGUUUGUGUUUAAUUUUCUCCUGUAAACUUUUACCUAUUAUUACUCACAAAAGGAAUAAUAAUGAAAACAGGACCAUUUAAGUCUA